AUGCUGAGUAACCUGAACAGCCGCCAUCUAAGUGACCCGGACUUGCUUGAGGACCUUUCUGCCCUGAAAGAGAUGCUGGAUGAAUAUACAAAGAAGCAAACCACGUUCGACGAGUACGCUGCAGAAGUACAAGCUGGCCACCUUCGUUGGUCGCCCCCGCACCGCAACCCAACUUUCUGGCGUGAGAAUGCACGCCGAAUCCUGGAUGAGGAUGGAGGAAGUCUACCUAAAAAGCUGGUCGAGAUCCUGUCGAAGGACUGGGAGACAGACAAGCAGGUUUUGGCUAUUGCGUGUAACGACGUUGGGUGUCUGGUGAGGGAAGUGCCCGAGCGACGACACCAGCUGGACAAGCUAGGCCUGAAGGCGCGAGUGAUGGCCUUGAUGACUGACCGGGAAGAGUCCGUGAGAUGGGAGAGUCUCCGAGCUGUGGGAGAGUGGCUGAGAUACACGUUUGAGGGCUGA
This is a messenger RNA of Trichophyton rubrum CBS 118892, 462 nucleotides long. RefSeq lists its product as uncharacterized. Gene Ontology annotation, biological process: proton transmembrane transport. The transcript has a single exon. The record is from RefSeq and is a predicted model, not a curated record. The coding region runs from base 1 to 462 and encodes 153 amino acids. Gene Ontology annotation, cellular component: vacuolar proton-transporting V-type ATPase, V1 domain; fungal-type vacuole membrane. Gene Ontology annotation, molecular function: proton-transporting ATPase activity, rotational mechanism. NCBI's taxonomy places the organism in Eukaryota, Fungi, Ascomycota, Eurotiomycetes, Onygenales, Arthrodermataceae.